CCCAAGUUGGGUUUCCUCCACUACACUCUGAGGGGGAAAUCACGUCAGUCCGGUUUCUAAACUGUCUUCUCAGUGCUUCGUCCUGUCGCUCAAUGCCCGGUCACCUACGAGUGUCUGCGGCUGCCGGGAGACUACAAUUCCCAGCAUACUCAGCGCAGGAAAGGAUGACCCGAGUCAGCGGCUCCACGUGACUACUCACUAUGGCUUCCCUGUGUCCGAGCCAGCUGUCUGGUGGUUCGGCGUGAUAUGUUAGUUUUUUGAGGCAGGGUACCACCGAAACGAUUUCGACAUGCAAAAAAUAAAAUCUCUUAUGAUCCGACAGGGUCUGAAAAGCCCUCCAGAAAGCCUUAGUGAUCUUGGUGCCAUUGAGAGUCUCCGGGUCCCUGGAAAGGAGGAAUUUCGAGAACUUCGAGAACAGCCUAGUGACCCUCAAGCUGAACAAGAAUUAAUUAAUAGUAUUGAACAAGUAUAUUUUUCUACGGACUCAUUUGAUAUUGUUAAAUAUGAGCUGGAGAAACUCCCUCCUGUUCUCAAUUUGCAAGAAUUAGAGGAAUACAGAGACAAAUUGAAACAACAGCAAGCUGCAGUCUCUAAAAAAGUAGCUGAUUUAAUUCUUGAAAAACAGCCUGCUUAUGUAAAGGAACUUGAAAGAGUUACCUCAUUACAGACAGGUCUUCAGUUAGCUGCUGUUAUCUGCACAAAUGGGAGGAGACACUUGAAUAUUGCCAAGGAAGGUUUUACUCAAGCUAGUUUAGGACUUCUUGCAAAUCAAAGGAAACGUCAGUUACUGAUUGGACUUCUGAAAUCUCUGAGAACUAUAAAAACAUUGCAAAGAACAGAUGUGCGCUUAAGUGAAAUGCUGGAGGAGGAAGACUAUCCAGGAGCUAUUCAGUUGUGCCUGGAAUGUCAGAAAGCCGCCAGCACUUUUAAACAUUACAGUUGCAUAAGUGAAUUGAAUUCAAAGCUUCAAGAUACUUUAGAACAAAUUGAGGAACAGUUGGAUGUUGCUCUUUCCAAAAUCUGCAAGAAUUUUGACAUUAACCAUUACACCAAGGUUCAGCAGGCUUAUCGACUUCUUGGAAAAACACAGACAGCAAUGGAUCAACUUCACAUGCACUUCACUCAAGCCAUUCAUAAUACUGUGUUUCAAGUUGUUCUUGGUUAUGUGGAGCUAUGUUCAGGAAACACAGAUACAAAAUUCCAAAAGCUGCAAUAUAAGGAUCUCUGUACCCAUGUUACACCAGACAGCUAUAUUCCAUGCCUUGCUGACCUGUGCAAAGCACUGUGGGAAGUUAUGCUCAGCUAUUACAGGACUAUGGAAUGGCAUGAAAAGCAUGACAGUGAAGAUACUACUUCUGCUUCUGAAGGGAGUAAUAUGGGUACUGAAGAAACUAAUUUUGAUCGUGGCUACAUAAAAAAGAAAUUAGAACAUGGACUUACACGAAUAUGGCAGGAUGUUCAGCUAAAAGUAAAAACCUAUUUGCUUGGAACAGAUUUAUCUAUAUUUAAAUAUGAUGAUUUCAUCUUUGUUUUGGAUAUAAUCAGCAGGUUGAUGCAAGUUGGAGAAGAAUUUUGUGGUAGCAAAUCUGAAGUUUUACAAGAGUCCAUUAGAAAACAGAGUGUCAAUUAUUUUAAGAACUACCAUAGUGGUGCAAUGAAAAGAACAAGAUUUGGAAAUUAGGGUCCCUCUGCUGUCUACUAAUCGUGACCUUGUGACCCUUCACAAGUGGAUUGAUAUUGCCUACGGCCCUCUGUGGCCAUAUUUUUAAAACAAGCCUGCCUUUAUUGCAUACAGUUUAGUUAGGGGAAUGAGAGGAUUGUUAAGAUUUUUUUCUUUUGGAAAAAAUUUAUUACAGUGUAAUAUAAAAUGUACACAUCUUAAUGUACAACUCCAUAAAUUUUAACAUAUAUUUAUACCAUAUAAACCACCUGGGUUAAGACACAGAAUUUUUCCACUGCCCUGGAAGGAUCUCUUCUGUCCCUUCUCAUUCAGAACCAUCCUUAGAGAUAACUGCUAUUUUGGCUUCUAUCACUAUUGAGUCUUGCCUGCUUUUAGCAUUGUAUAAAUAUUUUUUAUGCCAUUCUGAAUUGUUUUGCUUUUUUUUGUUUUUGUUUCUGUUUUUGUUUUUUUGCUUUUUAUUUAAAGUUUACAGUUAUUUCUUGCACAUACUCAUACAUGUAUACACAUACACAUAUAUGCAUAUUUAAGCUGAUUUAGGAUAUUGACCUGAAAUUCCUGUGAUCUGGUGGUUAAAGCAUUUUAUUAAACCUAAUAAUUAGUUGGGAGAUUCUUUUGAAUUUUCUAUAUAUACAGCUAUGCCAUUUGUGAAUAAUGAUGGUUUUAUGUAUUCAUUUCUAAUCUUUAUACUGGUUAGGACUUCUGGUACGCUUUUGAGUAGAAGUGGUGACAAGGGGCAUCUUUAUUGUGCAGUGCUUUGUCAAUAGGUAUGAUAUUUGUGGAAGGCUUUUAUAGAUACUCUGUGUCAGAUUAAAGAAAUUCCUAAGAGACAAAGUGUACUUUAAGUCAAGAGGUAUUGCUAAAAAUAAAGAGAAUACUUUCAUAAUGAUAAGAGAGUAUUCAUUAGGAAGAUAAAACAAUCUUAAAUUUGUAUGCCUAUACUGACAUAACUCCAAGACAUAUAAAGCAAAAUAUGUAGACUAAAAGGAGAAAUAGAUAGUUCUAUAAUACUAGAAUUUUUUUGUGUGCCACUUUAAGUGAUUGAUAAUGGAAGCAAAAAAAAGUCACUAAGGAUAUGUGUUUGACCAACAUAUUCAAUAACAUUUGCCUCUUUUUUAUGUGUAUGUGUGUGUGUAUGUGUGUGUGUCCUUGCCUGUGUGAGAGACAAAACAAUUGCAGAGUAGAUAUUUUUUUCAAAGGCAGACAGGAGUUUAUCAAAAUCAAUCAUCCACUGUGCCAUAAAGCAAGUUCUUUAAAAAUGUCACAGGAUUGAAAUCACAGAGUUUACAUUCUCUGACCACAGUGAAAUUAAACUAGAAGUAAAUGACAGAGAUAACAAGAAAAUGCACCCAUAUUUGAAAAUUAAGCAACCUAUUUCCAGUGAUCAAAGAAGAAAACAUAUAGGAGUCAGAAAAUCUUUUUAAAUGAAUAAUAGUAAUAAUAAAACCAUGGCAUCAAAGUUACGGGAUUCAUAGCAGAAGGGAAAAUUUCUAGCUGUAAGUGCACUUUUUGGAAAAGAGGAAAGUUUGAAAAUUAGUGCCUUAACUUUCCAUUUCAAGAAGUUACAAAAGUGACAGUGAAUUAAACAAAAGGAAAGAGAGGGAGGAAAAUUAUAGAGCAGAAAUCAAUGAAAUAAAAAGCAAAUAUGUAAUAGAAUUCUAUACUAGCAAGACUGAACAAAAAGAAAAAAAAAGAUACAAAUUACCAAUAUCAGCAGGACUUUAUCUAUAGAUCCUAUACAUUAAAAAUGUAAUAGUAUAUCAACUGUUCCUCAAUUAAAAAAAAAGAAUGCAGUAAAUGUGUAGUGAUAUAGAUAUAUCAUAAAAUGAUAGGAACAACUUUAUCCUAAUAAAAUUGACAAUGUAGAUGAAUUGAACAAAUUUCUUAUAAAACCAACUUAAGCUGACAAAAAUAAAAUACAGAAUAUCUGCUAGACUGUGUCUUUUAAAGAAAUUAACUCUAUACUUAUUUAUUUAUUUACUUACUUUUUUAGAAUUUAUUUAUUUAUUUGACAGAGAGAGAUCACAAGUAGGCAGAGAGGCAGGCAGAGAGAGAGAGAGAGAGAGAGAAGGAAGCAGGCUCUCCGCCAAGCAGAGAGCCAGUUGCGGGAUUCAAUCCCAGGACCCUGAGAUCAUGACCUGAGCUGAAGGCAGAAACUUAACCCACUGAGCCACCCAGGUGCCCGACUCUAUACUUUUUUAAAAAAAUAUUUCAUCUCUAGCCUGCUGCCUUCUGUGGUAAAUUCUAUCCAGCAUUUAAAGAGAAAUAUCAAUGCCAACUCUUUCAGAGAACAGAGAAAGAGAAUACUUCCUAACUUACUUUAUGAAGCCAGCAUAACACUGAUACCAAAACAUAACAAGGACAUUACAAAAAAGAAAAAUUAUAGGGAAAUGUCUCUUAAGAAUGUGGAACACUACAUCAAAAACUAAUGAUGUACUGUAUGGUGACCAACAUAACACAAUAAAAAAUAUAUAUAUAAUCACCUAGGAGGUUUUUUAUAGGCAUUUGAUGACUUCCAAGUGAAUAAACGUCAUAUGUUAGUGUCUUAAAAAAAAAAAAAAAGAACAUAGAUGUAAAAAUUCUAAACAGAUAUUAGCAAAUUACAGUCAAUGAUAUCUAAAAAGGAUAAUGACAUCACAAACAGUAAUAGUAUAGGAGAAAAAAGGUUAGCUGAAUAUUUAAUAUUAAUUUAAUUUACCAGUUAGCAGAAGAUAGGGAAAAAAUCCCAUAAGGAUUAUCAUAGUAGAUGAAGAAAAAAAAUUUGAUAAAAAUUCCACCCUGUUUCAUAAUUAUAAGAAAUCAUGCUUGUAAUUUUUACUUUCAAAUUAUGGCCUUGUAUUUAAAGUGUGUGUCUUACUUUGUUUGUUGUUGUUGUUUUUAAAUCCAGUCUGAUGUAUUUUGUUUGAACUAGUUGGUUUUUUUUCCUGUUUCUAUUUAAUGUAUUUAUUGGUAUAGUUGUGUUUAAGUCCAUCAUAUUGCUGUUUUAUAUCUACAAGUCUUAAUCUUUUUACAUUUAUAUUUUGUCUUCCUUUAUUUUGGAUUGAUCAUGCAUAUUUUUUAGUUUAAUACUAUUUGGUUUCUCAGUUAGCCUUUUAAAAAUAGAUUCUUUGAAAAACAAUCUGAGGGGUUUGAAGUAGCGGGGGGGUGGGAGGUUGGGGUACCAGGAGGUGGCUAUUGUAGAGGGCACGGAUUGCAUGGAGCACUGGGUGUGGUGAAAAAAUAAUGAAUACUGUUAUGCUGAAAAUAAAUAAAUUUAAUUAAAAAAAUAGAUUCUUGUAGUGGUUACUGUCUUUUCAGUAUGCACCCCUAUUCUGUUAUUGUUGACCAUAGGUUAGUUUAGUGGAAUA
Molecule: messenger RNA, 5025 nt
Organism: Mustela lutreola (European mink)
Lineage: Eukaryota; Metazoa; Chordata; Mammalia; Carnivora; Mustelidae
Gene: VPS50
Product: VPS50 subunit of EARP/GARPII complex
Exons: 18
Coding region: 290-1681 (463 amino acids)
Biological process (GO): endocytic recycling; retrograde transport, endosome to Golgi
Cellular component (GO): EARP complex
Molecular function (GO): SNARE binding
Source: RefSeq, a predicted model, not a curated record